Messenger RNA from Rhagoletis pomonella (apple maggot), 737 nucleotides. Its product is annotated as carbonic anhydrase-related protein 10-like. The transcript has 4 exons. Bases 1 to 486 code for a protein of 161 amino acids. Gene Ontology annotation, molecular function: carbonate dehydratase activity; zinc ion binding. NCBI's taxonomy places the organism in Eukaryota, Metazoa, Arthropoda, Insecta, Diptera, Tephritidae. The record is from RefSeq and is a predicted model, not a curated record.
AUGGCCACUAAAUUACGUUCACAACAGGACGGGCCGGUCAAAUGGCCAAGCAAUGAACUCGGCGAUCUAUCUAAUCCCGAACUGCGUAUGCUCACCGACCAAUUGGAUCGCAUACGCUUCGGUGGUGAUGAAGCAUUCGUCAAACGCUUGUCCAUACGCGGUCUACUGCCGGAAACGGAUCAAUAUAUGACCUAUGAUGGAUCAACAACAGCGCCCGCCUGUCAUGAGACUGUCACAUGGGUUGUGUUGAAUAAACCCAUUUACAUAACAAAGCAACAGUUGCAUGCCCUCCGUCGCCUUAUGCAAGGCAGUCCUGAUCAUCCUAAAGCACCGCUUGGCAAUAAUUACCGACCACCGCAACCGCUGCUGCAUCGACCGAUACGCACCAACAUUGAUUUCAAAACGAGCAAAGUGAAUGGCAAAGCUGCGUGUCCUACUAUGUACCGCGAGGUCUACUAUAAAGCUACAAGUUGGAAACAGCAUUGAGGCGUAACUUGGCAGUGGCAAUGACAGCGGUAGAAGCAGCAGCAAUCAAAGCCAAUCGCAAUUACAUACGUACAUCUCCAACUUGAAUGUGCACAAACAUACAUAUAUUUGCACAGAGUCAUAAAAAACAUGCAUGCAUUCAUACAUACAUUCACACAGCUGUACGUAAGUACACGUAAAUCGGCGUGCAACAGGAGCUUCCAUUAAAAUUAAAUUAAACUUGUGUAUUAGGAUUAUAUGAGAAUUGUAAA